Messenger RNA from Volvox carteri f. nagariensis, 924 nucleotides. RefSeq lists its product as uncharacterized. Bases 1 to 924 code for a protein of 307 amino acids. NCBI's taxonomy places the organism in Eukaryota, Viridiplantae, Chlorophyta, Chlorophyceae, Chlamydomonadales, Volvocaceae. The record is from RefSeq and is a predicted model, not a curated record. The transcript is spliced from 5 exons.
AUGUCACUCAGAGGCAUGUUCGAGCCCAACGCGGCCUCAGACCCAGGAGCGAUAGUGGCAUUACGAAUCGGAGGAUUUUGGGCUCCGAGGACGGCAGUCAACUUUUGUGGGGCGGCGCAAAGAACUUAUGGUGAUCGGUCUGACGGACGCGCUGGAACAGUUUUUCUGGUGGGUAGGGCAGGAUCUCUGCGAUGGAUACACGAAUCACAGGAGGCGAGGCUACGACGUAGACUGACACCCCUUAUCGAAGAGAUAGCAGAACAACUGGCAGCAGCCUUUCGAACAGCAGCGGGAACCUAUCAGGCCCUUGACAUAGCCUCGCACCAAGGAGCUGUCGCAAGGAUUCCCGCGGCUUUGAGAGGCGUCAUAGUCCCCUUCCCGGCCCAGCUGCUUAAAAGCAGUCGCAAGGCUCGAGAUAACCCCUUUCACAGCACUGGCGCUGGGACGCCGGUCAGCCCGCAGACGCCCAGGGUGCCGGGGGAACCACCAUUCCACCAGAUACGAAACAAUGGACAUAGGAUCGCAGCUCUCCGAGACCCACUGAUGUUGGUGCACCUGGUAGAUCGAGAGCAAGGCGGCCCCCUUGACAUAGCCUCGCACCAAGGAGCUGUCGCAAGGAUUCCCGCGGCUUUGAGAGGCGUCAUAGUCCCCUUCCCGGCCCAGCUGCUUAAAAGCAGUCGCAAGGCUCGAGAUAACCCCUUUCACAGCACUGGCGCUGGGACGCCGGUCAGCCCGCAGACGCCCAGGGUGCCGGGGGAACCACCAUCCCACCAGAUACGAAACAAUGGACAUAGGAUCGCAGCUCUCCGAGACCCACUGACGUUGGUGCACCUGGUAGAUCGAGAGCAAGGCGGCCGUGAGCGGCGGCCGCACCGACACGUCCCCGGUAAACUCAGAGUAAUACAGAGCCGCGACAGGGUCUAA